This is a messenger RNA of Teleopsis dalmanni, 1520 nucleotides long. RefSeq names its product transcription initiation factor TFIID subunit 7 (gene Taf7). The record is from RefSeq and is a predicted model, not a curated record. Gene Ontology annotation, cellular component: transcription factor TFIID complex. The transcript has 3 exons. Bases 65 to 1372 code for a protein of 435 amino acids. Gene Ontology annotation, biological process: transcription initiation at RNA polymerase II promoter; RNA polymerase II preinitiation complex assembly. NCBI's taxonomy places the organism in Eukaryota, Metazoa, Arthropoda, Insecta, Diptera, Diopsidae. Gene Ontology annotation, molecular function: RNA polymerase II general transcription initiation factor activity.
UAAUAUUCUUAAAAUUUCAUUAAAAGUCGUAAACAAAAAUUUCUGGAAGUGAUUUUAUUCGAAAAUGAUUGAGAAAAAGUUUGAUAAAAACAAGAGUGAAAAACCACGAGAUGAUGGCGUUGAACUUGAAAAUCAAUUUAUUUUAAGAUUGCCAGAGGAACCUGCAAAAGCCUUGAUUGAGGCACUCCAAAAUGGUAAUCUUAAAGAUCGUAUGACGAUCAAGAUGGACAAUGACUUACGUUAUGGCGAAGUAACUUUUGAUCAAUGGCACUUGCAUUCAAAAGUUGUAGACCUACCAACUGUACUUGAAUGUCUUAAAACUAUUGACAAUAAAAGCUUCUAUAAAACAGCAGAUAUAUGCCAAAUGAUGAUUUGUAAGGAGGAACCGGAUGCUUUAGAUUCCGAAAAAGAAUCACCAAAUAAAGCAAAAAAGAAGGAUCCAAACAAGGUUGACAAAAAGUAUUUAUGGCCACAUGGUAUAACACCACCAUGCAAAAAUAUACGUAAACGCCGCUUCCGUAAAACUCUGAAAAAGAAAAAUGUGGAAGCACCAGAAAUUGAAAAGGAAGUGAAACAUUUACUACGCAUUGAUAAUGAUGCAGUUAAAGUAGAAUACGAGAUAAUUAACGAAGAACUUGAUAAACCAGCAUUAGAUCAAAGCUCGAAAGAAUAUAAUGAGGGCGAAGAAGAAUUUAAUGAUACACUCAACGACGGUGAAAAAACACUUAAUGAUUCGGCGACACAGAAGAAUAUAAAUGUAGAAUCAGACGAUGAUGAUGUGCCUUCUAGUAGUGCAGCAAUUGGCGGAGUUGGUGAACAUGAUAUUUUUGGAGAAGAACUUUCAUCUUCUGAAGAUGAAGAACGCAAUGUUGAAAUGGAAUAUAGUUCACGUUUAUCAGCAGACGAUACGCAUACGUCAGACUUUUCAGCUAGUGUUGGUGGUGCUGGCACAAUAGUUGCUGACAGCUCAAGCAAUUCCAAACAACAACCAACUGAAUUUAAUAGAAGCAUGUUUGGAGGAAGUCCAAAACCUAAUUUAGUUGACAUGAGUAGCAAAUUUGAUGGCUCUAGUUCUAAUUUAGCUGCUCCAAGUGGUUAUUAUGAGGAACAGAAACGUAACGAUUAUGAUGAUGACUUUUCAAAUGAUAUACCACAAAUCGAAACUCAUCAAAUACGACGCAAAAUCAAUGAGUUACAAGGACAAAUCAAUGACUUGAAGAUGUUGAAGGCUCAAAAAUCUCAAGAAAUCGCUGCGAUACAAAAUCAAACUCUAAAGCAACGCAUGAGUGAAACAGUUGAGAAUUUAUUGAGCCAAAUUAUCGAAAAGGAAAUGCAAAUUAAAAGUUUUGAAAAGAUGUUGGAAAAUAAUUAGUAAUUAUUUUUAUUGAUUUAUAUAGUAAAAUAUACUUAAAUUUAUAAUUUAAAGAAAAUUUUUUUUUUAUAUAAAUAUUGUAAAGCAUAUAUAUAUAUGUUUGCAAAAUAAACUAUUGUAAUACAAAACAUUUUUGUAUAUUCAUUCU